This is a messenger RNA of Electrophorus electricus (electric eel), 1241 nucleotides long. RefSeq names its product protein phosphatase 1, regulatory subunit 27b (gene ppp1r27b). NCBI's taxonomy places the organism in Eukaryota, Metazoa, Chordata, Actinopteri, Gymnotiformes, Gymnotidae. Gene Ontology annotation, molecular function: phosphatase binding. The record is from RefSeq and is a predicted model, not a curated record.
CCAUUCACACCCUCACUACUGACCAGCAAGACAUAAAGAUCUGCAACACCUCAGGAGGACUAAGUACAAGCAGUCUAGAGCUUAACACAAAGCCUCAAGAAGACUGCGGGAAUCCCAGUACAACCACAAAGGAAGGCAACGCUUCUGAAGAAGAUGCAUGCUUGACCAUCUGCUUAUAAACCUCUAGAUUUGUUCCGUGAGUAACGAAGAGAACAUACUAAGGAAGAUGAAGUACUAUCAGUGCCCGCUGACCCCAAGUGUGACCUACCAAGGCUGCAGCUCCAAGGCUGAGCGCCCCAAGCCCUGUUGUCACCCUCACAAAUCCACCAAGCCCGUCCGCAACGUCCACUUCCCCAACGAUGUGCUCUUCCAGGAUUACGUUCGCCACGGAGAGCUCGAGAGAAUUGGAUGCUUCAUCCGGACCAAGAGGGUGACCCUCGACACCAUCUACCACUCUGGCAUGGCAGCAAUCCACGAGGCCGUGCUCUCGGGGAACCUGGAGUGCGUCAAGCUGCUGGUGAAGUAUGGGGCUGACAUCAUGCAGAGGGACGAGGAAGAAUGGACGCCACUGCACAUGGCCUGCAGCGAUGGCUUUCCCGAGAUUGCCAAGUACCUGCUAUCUCUAGGUGCUGAUCAAGAGGCAGAGAACGAAUGUGGUGAGAAGCCUGCAGACCUUAUUGAUGCAGACUGCAAGGAGCUCGUGGAGCUGUUCGGGGUGGGUGGAGACUGAGCUGGCACUGCCCUCCUGCCUCAACUGGACUCUCUCCUCCUCCUUCUCAGUUGCCACACCAAUAGAAGGGCCGGAAUGGAACUAGGGAGAAGCCACUGUUGCUAUGGUGGAACUCUUGGGAUUCCUUGUUGAAGGGUGCCCCUAGUUACACUAGUCUAGGCCUGGAAUAUGGGCAGACUACAGUGUUUAACUACAAUGAAGUUGCAGCACUGUUGCUCAUGUGGAAUCACUCUUGCGUCGGUGACUGAUAUAGCCUGUGUAGAAAACUGCACACAAAUCUUUAAUGUCUGUUAACUAAUUUCAUUUUGUGUGAUGGAAGGUUAUUAACCAUCCUAAAAGUAGCACUUUUGACCUUGUAAAAAAUCAUGAGAGCUUUGUUCUAGCAUGUUUGUUAUCCCGAAAUAUACUUUUCACUGUAGUUAUAAUUCCGGUUAUUGUUCCUACCUUGCAUGGCCUUAUGCUAAGUCUUAAUUUUUUAUACUUUUUUCUAUUAAAGCUUUUUUUAAGUAAA